ACUAGCGAAUGGCGGUGAGCGGAUCCUGGAUUUCCUUCCGAAAAUUUGUUGUGUUGUGUUUGGUGCUUACGAUACUUCUGCUAUCCACUAAUAUUUUUUUGAGCUUCGAUGAUGAUGAAACCUUCUUUGAUGAAGGUGGAGAGGUGAUCCAAUCAUGGAGUGUGGACGCUGUUGGAAUCAAGGAAACGGAAGAUAAAAUAUUCAAUUUUCUAGAGGUGGAUGAAAAUUGGAAUGAACGAUAUUCUGAAGGUGGGCAUAUCGCAGACUGUACAAAUCUCAUGUUUCGUCCAACGAUGAUUUUCAAAUACUUAUACGUAGUGGGACUACCGUCAGCGUCAGCACUUCCGGCCUCAUUGUAUGCACGAUUUUUGCUCAGUCCUGCAUGACGGAACGAUGAGCCCUGAUAACAUGCUAAAUUAUUGUUUGUUUCUUUUGAAAGAGGAAAGGAUGGCGGUGGUGGGAAUUGGGGAAACUGAUGUCCAUUCAGAAUUUUGGAUGAAUAAAUGCGGAAUUUCCUGGCAUUUCAGCUCGAUUGAAUAUCAGUCUAGGAAUUUCAGCCAAGUUACCAAAAUUAACAAGGAGCUACUUUUCUAGUUAAUUCUGGUUAUUAAGCUCAAUUGUCCAUAGGGAAUAUUUCCCCCCUAUUAUGGAGAUCUUGAUGAACAGAUCCCACCUUUCACAUAGUACCUGGUAAUGAGGGGAGUUCCUGAAAACUGAGCCAGCCAAAUUGAUCUGCUUCAGAGAAAGUCCAGAAUACAUACCUGUCAGGUGCAUUAACUAACUGGGCUGGUUCAGUACCAUGGAAGUCAGACCGUAACAGUAACUAGUUAUUUUACCUUAUUUAAUCCAAUGCAGUUUGUCUUGUUUAUUUCACUUGCAUUAUCUUUCAGAAGAAGUUUACUAUGAUAGCAUUGACCACACCUUGAAAAACCUGCGCAAGCCUGCAGCAUAUGCAGCCAAGUACAAAUUGCCCAUAAUUAUCUGGUGGACCUCUUUUACACAUGGAAAUGAUAUCAAGAGAUGUAAACUUGGGGAGUGCUAUUUCACAGAGGCACGCAAAUUUAAAACACAUCCAAGAACCCAGGCUUUUCUGUUCUAUGGUACAUAUUUCACUCCAACAGACCUUCCAUUGCCAAGGCUUGGUAAGACCUUUUUUUCGCUAUUACUUACCACUAUUUGUCAGGAAAUUUAGUCAUAUAUAUGAUCUGUAGUUCUAAAGUGCAUGCAAUACAUACAGUUUUAAGGGAUCAGUUACCUUUCUUUACAUGCUUUUACCCUUAGAGGCAAUCAGUGGUUUCAGACUUUGUUAGGUAAUGAGAAUGAAGGUGACAUGAUUAUGGACUAACAACAGCCACAAAUUUUUUUAGCAUGCCCUGCCUUGCAUAACCUGCACAUUGUGACAAAAACUGAAAAAUAAAAUAAGAGUAUGGCCUGCCUGGAAAAACUGGUGUUUCUACACAGUCUAACUCAUAUAUCUUUCUGAUUAUCAGGACACCAUGAAUGGGGCCUGUUCCAUGAAGAAUCCCCAAAAAACAAUCCCCUUCUCCACCAUGAUACUACCAUUGAACUUUUUAACCACACUGCUACAUUUCGGAGAUCAUCAGAUUACCCAUUAAUCACUCAAAUGCUGUCAUCUAUACCUGAAUUAUUGAAGAAGCCAAGGUUUGACAUCCAUGAGAAGAGCACUUAUGAUCUUGCAUCAGUUGUGUAUGUCCAGAGUGGAUGUAAUCCACCCUCUGACAGAGAUGAAUUUGUGGCAGAGCUAAUGAAAUUUAUAAAAAUAGACUCCUAUGGGGCCUGCUUGCACAAUAAAGAUCUUCCAGAAGCAUUUAAGAGUCCUUUAACCAUGGAUGAUGAUGGUUUCCAUGAUAUUAUUGCAAAGUAUAAGUUUACAUUGGCCUUUGAGAAUGCAAUUUGUGAAGACUACAUAACUGAAAAACUCUGGAGACCUCUUGUCUUAGGGUCUGUGCCAAUUUAUAAAGGAUCACCAAGCAUCCAGGACUGGAUGCCAAAUAAUCACACUAUUAUAAAUGUGGAUGAUUUCAAAAGUCCAAAGGAUCUAGCUAAUUUCAUUAAAAAGCUGGAUAAAAAUGAUAAAGAAUAUGCCAAGUACUUAGCAUUUAAAGAUCAAGGAAUUACUAAUGAGAGACUAUUAUCGUUCAUGAAAAACCGACCAUGGGGGACAUCCUAUGAGGAACAGAACUAUGUUACAGGGUUUGAGUGUUUUGUUUGUGAUAGAAUUCAUGAAAAUUUAAAGCGCAAAGCCGCAGGUCAAGUGGAAAACAAGUAUUUUGCCUCUCAAGAACAUUAUGGCUGCCCAAGACCAGAAAAGUACAAUUUUGCUCAUUCAUCUAACCAUGAUAGCGAUGGUCAGAGAGAUCUUUGGUGGCAGGAGUAUGAUCAAAGUGUGAGAGAUUCACAGAAACUGAACCACCAUGUUAAAUCUAACUGGUACUUUUAAACUUUUUAUAGCAUAAUCAUAGACAUCCCUAUCAAUCUGAGGAGUGUUUAGCACAAAAUUGCUCUUUACUGCAGUGAAGGUAAUGGGCAAACCAAGGAGUUAAAAUGCUUCUUUGAAAUGUGAUUCACACAGCCAUUUUGCAUACCUCUCGGUUAACAUAGGAAAUGUUUGAGAGUCUGCCAAAAGUCAUGUUCUUGGACAACAAUAGAAAACAACUGUUACAGUUCCAGUUAAAAAAGACAUUUCUUGUUUCACAACCUUUGCCUUCAAAAGUGACUUCUAAUCCAAGGUAUAAGAUAAAAUACAAUGGAAAGUAAGUCAAAAUGUGAUAUAUGCCAACUCCCCCAGUUUUACUGGAAUCUUCUGGAUGAAGAACAAAUUUCUCAUAUCUCCUGUAGUGUGCUCAAUCUCUCAGUUACAUGUAAAUGAGUACUUCUCAUUACAAUAUCAAUCCAAUAACAAGUGGAAAAGUGAUAAGAAGAAGAGGUUUAUCAGAUGAUCCAGUACCAAAUUCUCUGAGCUAUCGUGAUAUGAAUUGUAUGGCAGAUAGUAAGGAGAAUUUCUUAGGAGAUUUUGGGAGUGAAAGGUUUAAAAGGAAUGGGGUACAGGUGAAUCAGAUGGUCCAUGAGGCAAACAUCUCCAGAUUUCACAUUGAUGGCAGAACCCCCUUACAGGUGGUAACCAAACCCAUCUUCACAUUUCCCAAGAUUGGAAUUUUUUAAAAGUGACAUUUUUUCACCCUUAGCACUAAAUCAUUCUACACUAUUGAAUGUGACAAUGUGCUGUACUCUCAAAACUAUAUUUGUUUCUACAAUAUCUAUACAGACUGCUUAGAGUAAUCACAUGUCAUUCCCACAAAAUUAUUCCAUCAGCUAGCACAAGAAAUUAUGUAUCCUUAUGUGGUCUUUUUUUUUUGGGUUGAAACUUUGGUAGAAUCAAAAUCUUUUCUUGUUUUACAUAAUUUUGGUAUGCAUGCUAAUGCAAGAAUAUGAUUUAUGCUAAUACAUUUACUUGUACCCAUACAGCUUAAAUCUCCACCAAUGACAACAAGUCCAUUAUUUGGUUGUGGAUUGUGAAUGGAAAGUGGUACUGCUUCACCCCUCCACUGCCUCUUUGAUGUAUUCACUACAUCACUCAAUUUGCAGUUUGUGUCUACAUGACUUACUCAGUACAUUGAAAGUUAGAGAGUACCAGUCAAAUUCCUGGCGAUGGAGAUGUAAAAUAUCCUGGCCUAUAAAACUCAAAACAAGUUUGAAUUCUGAAAAAAUAAGUUGAUUUGCAUUAGCACAGGACUUCUCAGUGCAGCGAAAGGGUAAAAAAUAACUUCUGUUGUUGACUUAAAGGAUGCACUUGGAAGUUGUCUUUAACUAAUAAUUCAAUACCUGCUACAAGUAAAUGAUAAAUAGUCUGAUCAGAUAAAGAGUAAAAAAAAAAAUCAUUUUUUUUUUGUGUUAAAUGUGACAGGUUUUUAUGCAAACCUUAGCAUACAUGUACACUAUAGGUAAAAACAAUUUCAAAAAUACAGUCAAAAUAAAAUCAUCAAUAACAAUUUGGUUAAAACUUAACUAUUAGAUAUCUCAUAAUAAUUUAUUUGCAAUUCUCUAACUGACUAAGGCUAGAGCACUCCCUGAAUAGCCCACAAGUAACAGUAACCAUUAUAGCUGAGAAAUAAACAAUAAGUACUAAACGCAGCUUUGUUAAAACUGAUGGGUAAGUACAUAUAGAGUAUAAACAUAUUUAAUUUAUACAGUAACCUUUUGUUUUUGUUUUUGUUUUUGUUUUUUUUUUUCCAUUUUUACCUUUUUUUUUUUAAGAUGGAGGUCAGUUCAGCCUGUUACAAUUAAGACAGUGUCAAAUUAACUUGCAAUAAUUAACAAUUAUUCACCAAAGUGGAGGUAAUUAGUGGUUGAUAUUUGUCAUGCUGCAAAGUGGUGGGGUAUAUAUCCAACAUUUUUGAAAAAUAUUGAGGUAAAACAUUAUUUUGAAUUAGUGCAAAUUGCUAGCAAAUGAAAAGUUACUUUUCUUCGCUUUUGACAAAUGCUAGGAAAAAUUUUAAAAUCCAACACCAUGCCCAGAACAGAAAUUUGUAUAUGUUGUUGGUAUAAUGCUCUCCAAUUUUUGAAGAGAUGGCAUUGUAUAAUUAUUAAUUUAAAAAAUUUCAGGAUGGAAAGAUCAAUUGACAAAGUUUCCUAUGUGUAUAGUGAAACAAAAUAGAAAGCUAUUUUGUUUCUUGAAGGCUGCUCUCAUGCUGCCACAUGUAUGAGACAAUAUAUUCUUUUCAUCCUCUCCUUCACAAUUGGAAAUUUCAUGCCAAUUGCUUGAGAGCCUUCUGAUCAAAGUUUUUAACCAAAUUCAAUUCUUCUACAGUCCAAACAUAUAACACAGUAAUAGCUCUCAAAUUUGAAUUUGAAAUGCCUUCAGGUUUCAAGCACAUCCAGC
Molecule: messenger RNA, 4900 nt
Organism: Pocillopora meandrina
Lineage: Eukaryota; Metazoa; Cnidaria; Anthozoa; Scleractinia; Pocilloporidae
Source: the annotation of a GenBank genome assembly